This is a messenger RNA of Dentiscutata erythropus, 1360 nucleotides long. Lineage: Eukaryota; Fungi; Glomeromycota; Glomeromycetes; Diversisporales; Gigasporaceae. The record is from the annotation of a GenBank genome assembly.
CUCGUAUGGUGAAAAUUGGCUUUACAUGUUGAAACUACAUGAAUCUAUUGGCGAAAAUAGGGUUAAAUUUGCAGCAGCAAUUCAAGAGAUAUCUGAAGAAAUAACGGCGCUUUAUAAAGAAACAGAUAAAAGUAGAAAAAAUCUUAAAGAUUCGGGUCAAAAACAUGAAAGAACAAUUCAAGAUGCAGAACAAGCAUUGGAAAAGGCUAAAAACAAAUAUGAGACACAUAGUGAAGACUGGGAGCGCUCAAUUUUAAUAAAAAAUGGUGAAGCAAUGGAAGAAGAUGCGAGGAAUAAAGCAGCAACUGCCAAUGAUACUUAUAAACAUCAUUUAUCAAUUACAAAUGCGGCUCGACACGAAUAUUUUGAUAUACAUUUACCUCGCAUGGUUACGGCACUCAAAGAUAUUUCCGACGAAUGUGAUAUAGGCCUACAAUAUCAUUUAGCUCGUUAUACCUACCUUUUUGAGAAUACCAUGGUAAGCGACGCAUUGGUUAUAAGUCCCGUCAAUACCGAAGAUGGUCCUUCUAUGCGAAAGAUCGUUGAACAGAUCAAUAACGAAGAAGACUAUUACUCAUAUGUACAAACAUGUAGUGCAAAAGCGAGAAAAACGAAACACCAUGAUAUCCCAUACGAUCAAUAUAAUAUGUCUGAGCAAGCAAUUAAUAUAAUAAAUCCAAAAAAUAUUUUUGGAGUUGACUUGGCUGAACAAAUGCGAAGAGAUAACCAUGAAGUUCCUUUGAUUUUAAUUAAGUGCGCAGAAGCAAUUGAGCGAAAUGGCGGACUUGAAAGUCAGGGCAUUUAUCGCGUUUCAGGUGUUCAAUCACAUAUUCAAAAAUUGCGGGCAUUAUUUGACAGAAACGCGGAAGCUGCAGACUUGAAUGCGGAAGAGUGUUUUUCAGAUGUCAAUAACAUCACUAGUGUCUUAAAACUAUGGUUUCGUGAAUUACCGGAUCCACUUUUUCCAAGAGAAAUGUAUCAAGAUUUUAUCAAUGCUGCAAAAACUCCUGACGAAAAAAAACGUGUUCUAGAACUACACGAAUGUGUUAAUAAUCUUCCAGAUCCAAAUUAUAGCACUCUAAAAUAUUUAAUGGGACAUUUACAUAAAAUUGUUCAGAAUCAAGAUAUAAAUAAAAUGAGUGUUCAAAACCUUGGAAUUGUGUUUGGGCCGACAUUGAUGGGCAGUCCCGCAAUUUCAAAUCCAGUAUCAUUACAAAAUUCAAGUUUACAAAAUUCAAGUACUGCACCUAUAGCACCCAUGCCCUAUGUUGCUUCAGAUGGCGGAGGGUUUAACGAUAUGGGUUGGCAAUGUAAAGUUGUCGAAAUUAUAUUGGAAAAUUACAUUGCUAUAUUUGUGUGA